Molecule: messenger RNA, 726 nt
Organism: Schistocerca nitens (vagrant locust)
Lineage: Eukaryota; Metazoa; Arthropoda; Insecta; Orthoptera; Acrididae
Exons: 6
Coding region: 1-507 (168 amino acids)
Source: RefSeq, a predicted model, not a curated record
AUGGCGCCGCUGGCAGAUCGCGGAGCCGUCGGCUUGGCGCUGGCGGCCAUCAUAAUCGGCGUGCGCAGGAGGCGGCUGCGCAGGGCGGGCGGUGGCCGUGCAGGGGCCGACGGUGCUUCCCCGCGCGACAAGGCGCCGCCCUCUUCGCUGCCGUCCUCCGACGACAAUCCGGAUGUCGUCCCGCAGAAGGAAGAGGCUGUGCUGCCGGUGGCGGACCUGAAGGCGCUGCAGCAGUACGGGCUGCUGCUGCAGGAGGCUCGCCGUCCCGCUACGCUGGUGGACAGCGCGGCACAGACCACCGUCAUCUACGGCGCCUCCUCCACAUUCCCCAUGACGGAGGCAGUGGUGCUGGCGCCGUGUUGGGCAGCGGGGGCGGCGCCGCUGCCAGGGGGCGGUGCCGGGCCUCCGGAGGCGGCGCUGCCCAGCGUCACGACGCCCAAGACGCCGCGGCACGACGCCGGCACGCAGACGCCACUGCCCUCCAGGCACAAGGAGAGCGCCGUCUAGCCCCCGACAGCACCUCUCCACCGCCACUGAGUGGAUGGGCAGCGGUAGUUGGAGGCAGUGGCGCAGUCGUGUAUCGAGGCAGUGCAGACGUUGCCAGCAGGUUUUCCUACGAAUAACCUAGCACUGCACGACAGCUGUGCGACACGUCUGCAACAUACAAUUGUGAUAAAGACUGACGCCCAUACAAAAAAUUAUAUUUUUGUUUCAAAACGAGAUAUA